Penicillium taxi is the source of this 1347-nucleotide messenger RNA. RefSeq names its product putative disulfide isomerase. Gene Ontology annotation, molecular function: protein disulfide isomerase activity; protein-disulfide reductase activity. Gene Ontology annotation, biological process: response to endoplasmic reticulum stress. Lineage: Eukaryota; Fungi; Ascomycota; Eurotiomycetes; Eurotiales; Aspergillaceae. The transcript is spliced from 3 exons. Gene Ontology annotation, cellular component: endoplasmic reticulum lumen. The record is from RefSeq and is a predicted model, not a curated record. The coding region runs from base 1 to 1347 and encodes 448 amino acids.
AUGCUACCCAAUAGUUCAGCAUUCCUCCUGCUCACAUCGCUACUAGCAGCUAUCCCUGCUAAUGCAGAUGGCAUCUACACCAAGAAAUCGCCAGUGCUACAGCUAAACCAAAAGACCUAUGGGUCUAUUAUCGCGAACUCAAACUAUACAUCUAUCGUGGAAUUCUAUGCACCCUGGUGUGGACACUGUCAGAAUCUGAAGGGUCCAUACGAAAAGGCUGCCGAAAAUCUGAAUGGAUUGGCCAAGGUCGCCGCUGUUAAUUGCGACGAGGACGAGAACAAGCCCUUCUGCAGUCAAAUGGGCGUCCAGGGCUUCCCGACCCUCAAAAUUGUGACACCUUCGAAGAAACCAGGACAGCCACGGGUGGAGGACUACCAGGGUGGGCGUACGGCCAAUGCUAUCAUCAACGCAGUGGUAGAUCGCAUUCCGAACCACGUGAAGCGCGCAACCGACAAGGACUUGGACAAGUGGCUGGGACAAAAUGAGGAACGACCCAAGGCUAUCCUAUUCACAGAGAAGGGGUCAACCAGUUCUCUCAUCCGCGCUCUGGCCAUCGACUUUCUAAAUGCAAUUGACAUCGCCCAGGUGCGCAAUAAGGAGCCCGCCUCCGUCGAGAAAUUCGGCAUCUCCAAGUUCCCAACGCUGGUCGUGGUUCCUGGAGGUGAUGCUGAACCGAAGUUGUACGAGGGCGAGUUGAAGAAGAAGCCCAUGACCGAGUUCCUGAGCCAUUUCGCCAACCCUAACCCAGACGCCACUGGACAGCCUGCCACAAAUCCAAAGUCAAAGCCUAAGCCCAAGUCCUCCAAGCCUGCGAAGGCGGCCCCUGUUGCCGAUGAUGCUGAUACCGAGGAGGUGCCUGACGCUAAGCCCGCCGGGGUACCUCCAAUCCCUACCCUAGCCACACCCGAAUCCCUCGAAUCGACCUGCCUAGCCGCCAAGUCUAACACCUGUCUCCUCGCCUUGCUCCCAGAGCAAAGUGAGGAAGCUGCCAAAUCUACCGCAUUGGAAAGUCUUGCAGAGAUCACACACCGUCAUUCCAAGCGUGGCGCCCACAUUUUCCCCAUUUAUGCCGUCCCCGAGAUUAACUCUGGAUCUCAAAAUUUAUAUAAUGCAUUGGGCUUGCAAGGUAGUAAGUCGGUAGAAAUCAUUGCCAUCAAUGCUCGCCGUGGAUGGUGGCGUCGGUAUGAGAAUGCCGAAGACUUUGGAAUCGCCGCUGUUGAGCAGUGGAUUGAUGCUAUUCGUCUUGGAGAGGGAACUAAGGAGAAGCUGCCCGAAGGUCUUGUUGUCGAGGCCAAGGUUGAUUCUGAAUCCGAGAAGCCUAAGCAGGUAGAGCGGGAUGAGCUGUAG